UGCUAUUUCAAUGAUGUGAUGUCUGAGCUGCGGUGUCAUCUGAACCUGCCGGAAGAGUUUAUUUUAGUUACACUGGGCAACCUGCCAUCAGCCUAUGCACUUAAGUGUAUCCGUUUUGUGAGAAUGACCCUGUAUGAUAUGGACUGCAUGCUGGAGUUAGUCAACGACAGCAGGAUGAGACAAGCAUUUUGUGGUGUUCUGGAAAAAUGGUCAAGAGCAGUAAAUUUCUAUUUCACUAACUGGGAAAAGUGCUCAUUCCGCAGAAUGGAUGCAUCACAAUUCUGCGAUCCAAUUCUUCCUAUUUAUGCUCAUGUGACCAGCAACUGGCUGACCUGUGAGGAGCCGGAGCUCAAGCAGGCUAUCAUCAAAGCCUUUGGUCCCAUGAUGAGCCUCCUGCUACACAAAGAGGAGUAUCAAGAUCAGCUAUUUAAACCGAUCUCAUGGCUCCUUGAGCAAUAUAAGGAGAACACUGAUGUUUUUCACAUCACCAAGGUGAGGUACCGCUCCUUAAGUUCAUAA
Mauremys reevesii (Reeves's turtle) is the source of this 519-nucleotide messenger RNA. RefSeq names its product maestro heat-like repeat-containing protein family member 2B. NCBI's taxonomy places the organism in Eukaryota, Metazoa, Chordata, Testudines, Geoemydidae. Bases 19 to 519 code for a protein of 166 amino acids. Gene Ontology annotation, cellular component: cytoplasm. The record is from RefSeq and is a predicted model, not a curated record. The transcript is spliced from 5 exons.